This is a messenger RNA of Manduca sexta (tobacco hornworm), 1929 nucleotides long. Its product is annotated as peroxidase. Gene Ontology annotation, molecular function: peroxidase activity; heme binding. The transcript has 12 exons. The record is from RefSeq and is a predicted model, not a curated record. Gene Ontology annotation, biological process: response to oxidative stress. Lineage: Eukaryota; Metazoa; Arthropoda; Insecta; Lepidoptera; Sphingidae. The coding region runs from base 53 to 1906 and encodes 617 amino acids.
CUCACUUCACGUGCAAUAACCAGUGAAAGGGCGAUAAAAGAACUCGUCCAAAAUGUGGAAUUAUUUUUAUAUUUUUAAUUACAUUUGUUGCAUAAAUGCUGUUACUUAUAAUACUUUCCAUGGAGUUCCGGCAACAGCCGAAGAAAUAGUUAAAUUUCAAGAGAGAAAAAACGCUCAUAUAUGCUUAUCCAACUUCGAGCCGUGUGAUGAGAACGAGUGGAGCCGCGUGGAUGGCUCCUGCGACAAUCUGGAGCAUCCUACUCUUGGCAUGUAUAACACUCCGAUGUCGAGAAUGUUGCCGGCCUAUUAUAGUGAUGGUUUCGAACCGAGGAAGACAAAAUCAGGCAAAGACUUCGACCUCGCGAGACAAUACCGCUUAUCACUACUUAAAGUGGGUGAGGGAAUUAAUGAGGAAUUAACUACCGCCGUCUCGUACUUUAUGGUGUUCGUGACGGCUGAUAUAGGAUCCGCUCAUGAUGUUGCAAAUUAUAUACUCUCUCUAACGAAUUGCUGUCAACCAGAAGGUUUAAGUAAUCCGAUGUGCACGCCAAACUAUGUACCUGAGAACGAUUACUUGCACAGAUUUACUGGCAUCACUUGCCUGAAUAUGACCAGACCGCUGUCGUUCCAGAGCUCAGGAUGCGUAGCAGCUGACACGGUUCCUGAGAAGAUAAAUUUGACAACAACCAAUUUUGACCUAUCGACGGUAUAUUCACACGCUGCGGGAUCUAUCAACCAAAUCAGGGCCUUCGAAGGUGGUCGGCUUAAAGUUGAAGUUGUUGAAGACGGUAUUUUUCCAAGCGACGCCAACGCCAACACUACCUGUUUCUUAAAGGAAGCUGCUGAGACAGGUUGCAGCAGGAAUGUUCCAAACGGUUUGCUCGGCACGAAUAUGCAUGUCGUGUGGUUCUGGAGAUUCCACAAUCUGAUCGCGGACACGUUAGCCAAGCUGAACCCCUGUUGGGAUGAUGAAACUCUGUUCAACACCGCGCGAGAUAUCAACGUUGCCUACUUUGUACAAAUUCUGUAUUAUGAGUUUUAUGCUAUUAUAUUAGGCAGGGAUAAUUUGAUAAAAGAGGGAAUUAUCGGGUGUGACAAUGGGUUUAGGGAUCUUUACGAUACCGAAGUUCAUCCUGGAUUAUACAACGAAUUCGGUUAUGCUGCACGCUGGUUUCACGGCACGCAGGACGCGAGACAGCGAAUGUACGACAAAAAUGAUAAUUUCAUUGACACGCUUGCUGUCGUCAACUACUCUCUUCGCUCGCAAAAUCUAGCAUUCAACAAAACUAUGGAGGGAUUGGCGCAUGGCAUCUAUAUGCAAGCUGCUGCAGCAUUCGACGAUACUGUACACCCUGAUCUCGCUGAUCUUGGUCUUGGUGGAUUUCAACGUUCAUUUGACAUCCUUACAGCUGACUUGUCCAAGGGAAGAUAUUUUGGAUUCGCCCCCUACAGCCAAUACAGAGAUUUAUGUACCGACUACACUAUCAAGCAUGAGAAAUUCGAAGACUUAAACUACCUCAUGAGUGCUUCAAAAAUAGAAGAGCUCCAAAUACUUUACGAGCAUUUAGAGGAUGUUGAGCUGAUGGCGGGUAUUUGGUCUGAGAACCUGAUGGAAGGAGCGUGGGUACCGCCAACCGUCUACUGCCUUACCAUGAACCAACUGAAGAGAAGUGUGGCCAGUAACCGUCAUUGGUACGAAAGACCCAACAGACCACACGCUUUCACCAAGGCACAAUUAUAUGAAAUCCGGAAGGCGUCGCUGGCCGGCCUGCUGUGCGCAGUUGGAGAUGGUAUUUCCGAAAUCCAACCACAAGCUUUCUUGAGAAUUGGCCCCGGGAAUUAUAAGGUGAGCUGCAAGUACAUACCAAGAUUAGAUCUCACUGCAUGGAAGGACAGAAGUUGUUAAUAAACAAAUCACUUUAAAAAAUA